AUGAACUCAAAUCCACUCACGCAGAAAGGCAUUGCACGCUUAAAAAGGUGGUCACUAUUGAAGGUUCUGAUCAGUAAUCAAUUAGCCUUCGAGAUGAUUGCUUUCUACAGUGUUCUGCUGUUCGCGGCUUGCUCAUCUGUUGCUUCAAGCAGUCCACCCGAGUCUUGCGUGGUUGAGAAUGAACUCACCUCAAAUCCCUCGACCUGCAAUCAGUACUACCGCUGUCUGAGUGGAGAACGGAUCCUGUUCAGCUGUACAGAGGGCAAAGUGUUCAAUCCCUCCACCAAACGGUGCGUUACAUCCGACCUCUACCCGUGCGAUGAGACACAACCGGAGAUCACAACAGCGGAACCAUCGUUGCUCUGUCUUCCCAACCCAAAUGGGAUCGUUCCACACCCGUCCGAUUGUGAUAAGUACAUCGUUUGCAGUGGAGGUUUGCAAACAGUGCAGUCCUGUGGAUAUCGGGAGAAUUUUUCCUGGAAAAAGUUAGGUUGUGGCGAAGACGUCUCCUGCAGUGAAUACUUCAACGGUUACGCCAGAACGCUCGAAUCAGUCGCGUGCAACCGACAAUCACUCCCGCUGGCCGAACAUCCUUACGAAGCUGGCACGUACAUUGACUGUGGCGCUCAGGAGUCUGUCAGCUGUGCUGAAGGUACAAUCUUUCGCUGGAACUAUCAGCGCUGUCUACCGGGCCAGGUGGCAACGAACGAGUUGCAGAGUGCCGCACCUAAUUGUGGCGCCUUUGGCAAAAGCGCACAUCCUUAUCUCUGCGAGAAGUACUUCAAGUGCGUCUUCUGGAUCUCUUCACUAGAAAAUUGCCCCGCGGAUAUGAUCUACAGUGCAGAGAGCAGUGAGUGUGUUCCGGGUAACUUCCAAACGUGUACCAUCAAUCCGUGAAGUUCACCUAACAAAUAAAAGAAAGAAGUGCAUACACAACUAAGGUAACGUCAUUGCAAGGGCGGGUUUGUUUAUCGCAUUCGUUACUACUACUGUUCCGAUAAGAUAACAUCUUCCGAAACUGCAGCUGUACCUUAUCGUGGCGUGGUUUCUAGUGCAUAUCACAAAUACUAUGGAAGUGGUUGUGUUGUUAUCAGAGAGUGUAGCAGAGUAUGACCAUUAGCAGCACUUUCAAUGCCAGUGUCAUAUAGGGUGUAGUGGUCAUCGUGUCCGUAUAGGCUAAGACUUCAGAGCUGCAACACGGCACCACGACGACCUUCUGGCACAUUUAACCGUUCGAUGUAGCUUUCUCCCUGUACUUCAAGAUGGAACAGACACAGCGAAAUAGCGACGACGGUCAACCACGGUGACAGCUUCAUUUCGCAUGACUUACUGAGGUAUUUAUUCAACCGUACGAUCAAGCAGCGAAUUCUCUCCGAAACCGGCGCAAACGGAUAAGCGGUUUAUCAGUUUGUCGCAGUAACGAUAAGAACUGGAGGGACGCAACAAGCGAGAUAAGAAUGCGUUUAUUGAUUUAUGUUGCUUCAACCCCUUUACAGUGGUAUUAAUAUUUUUUUGACCACACGGUGCCGCGAAUAAUACCAAAACAGCUUGAUGGUAAUUGUCUCUUCCAUAAUAAUGAUAGUAGACAAGCGCUUGGCUUUCUUUUUUUUUUGUAUUAUAAAAACAUAUGUUGGUUUGAAGAUGUUAAAAUGAAAUAAAAAGAGUCAGAAUUUCCUAGUUUUUUUCGUAGAUAAUUCAACAUUUUUAGAGCUAAUAGCACCUUGAAGAUCGAAAGCGAAGCGA
This is a messenger RNA of Anopheles merus, 1743 nucleotides long. RefSeq lists its product as uncharacterized. The record is from RefSeq and is a predicted model, not a curated record. The coding region runs from base 1 to 897 and encodes 298 amino acids. NCBI's taxonomy places the organism in Eukaryota, Metazoa, Arthropoda, Insecta, Diptera, Culicidae. The transcript has 2 exons. Gene Ontology annotation, cellular component: extracellular region. Gene Ontology annotation, molecular function: chitin binding.